AUUUUCUUUCUUUCUUUUCUUUUCUUUUAAAUAACCCCACUCUUUUUUGUAUUAUAAUGGCUCUUCGUCUUUUGUCUGCAAGUGUAUUCCGUCCUUAUACUCCUGUGAUUCGUAAUAGCGCUUCUUUGGCUGCUAUUCGCGCUUAUGCCACCAAGAAAUAUACCGCUGAACAUGAAUGGAUCUCUGUUGAAAAUGGUGUUGGUACCAUUGGUAUUACUGACCACGCGCAAAGUGCCUUGGGUGACGUUGUAUUUGUAGAAACUCCUGCUGUUGGUGACAAUGUCGAGAAGAAUGAUGCUAUUGGUGCUGUUGAAUCCGUCAAGGCUGCUAGUGAUGUCUGUUCUCCUGUAUCUGGUGAAGUCAUUGAUGUCAAUGGAGCUUUGGGUGAUGAUCCCACUUUGAUCAAUGCUAGCCCUGAAGAAGAAGGUUGGAUGGCCAAGAUCAAGAUUUCCAAUCCUGAAGAAUUGGAUACUUUGAUGGAUGCAACUGCUUAUGCUGCUCAUUGUGAUGCUGAAGAACAUUAGAGUAGAUUAUCUCACUAGAAAUAGAUUAUUUCCUUUUUACAUUUUAUAUAUUUAUAUAUAUCCUUUUUCUAUUUGAUGGUAAAUAGUCCUAGAAUUCAAUCAAUACAAUAAUAAAAAGUACAAUUUAUUUUUAUCAAAAAGAAAUGAAAA
Messenger RNA from Halteromyces radiatus, 674 nucleotides. RefSeq names its product glycine cleavage system H protein. Gene Ontology annotation, cellular component: mitochondrion; cytoplasm; glycine cleavage complex. Gene Ontology annotation, biological process: glycine decarboxylation via glycine cleavage system; protein lipoylation. Lineage: Eukaryota; Fungi; Mucoromycota; Mucoromycetes; Mucorales; Cunninghamellaceae. The transcript is spliced from 4 exons. The record is from RefSeq and is a predicted model, not a curated record. Bases 57 to 524 code for a protein of 155 amino acids.